GGCAGUGAAGUGGUGAGAAGCUGACCAUGGGUGACUGGAACCUGCUGGGCAGCAUCCUAGAAGAGGUCCACAUUCAUUCCACCAUCGUGGGCAAGAUCUGGCUUACCAUACUCUUCAUCUUCCGCAUGCUGAUCCUGGGAGCGGCCGCUGAAGACGUGUGGGAUGACGAGCAGUCUGAGUUUGUUUGCAACACAGACCAACCAGGCUGCAAGGCAGUUUGCUACGACCGUGCCUUCCCCAUCUCCCUCAUUCGCUUCUGGGUCUUGCAGGUCAUUUUUGUGUCCGCGCCCUCACUGGUCUACAUGGGCCACGCCCUCUACUGCAUCCGAUCGCUGGAGAAGGAGCGCCACCGCAGACGGGCCCAGUUGAAGGAGGAGCUGGACGAGGCGGAGUUGGCGUUGGAUGAACAUAAGCGCAUGGAGAAGGAGCUGAGGAAGCUGGACGAGCAGAGGAGGGUGAAGAAGGCGCCUCUCAGAGGCUCUCUGUUGAGAACCUAUAUCAUCCAUAUCCUGACACGCUCCCUGGUGGAGGUCUGCUUCAUCCUGGGCCAGUAUACACUCUAUGGUAUCCAACUGGAGCCACUCUAUAAGUGUGAGAGGCUGCCUUGCCCCAACAGUGUAGACUGUUACAUCUCCAGGCCAACAGAGAAGACCAUUUUCAUGGUCUUCAUGAUCGCCAUCGCUGGUGUGUCACUUUUCCUCAACAUCCUGGAAAUAUCUCACCUGGGCAUCAGGAAAAUCAAACAGACGCUGUACGGAGAGAGGUACACAGAAGACGACAGUGUGAUUUACAAGAACAGGAAGAAGGCGUCCUUACCACAUCUCUGUGUAAUGAGCAAUUUAUCACCUCACAACGGGCCUUUGACUCAGACCUUCAAAGUGAUUCCAGAGGCGGACAUGAAGCCUCCACAUUACAACACUGGGCUCAAAGCCAACCAGGACGCCUCAAGACACAACAGCUUGGCUCAUCUGGUACACAGUCAUACCAGCUAUAUCUGCCCCCAACCUAGGAUGCCACCCAGGUCUGACCAGAACUGUGCAAUGCAAACUGCCCAAACCCACGAAGAUGGCCACGCAGCCACGGUGGCCCACCAUCCACCCUGGGCCUCAGCUGUGUCCAACGCAGAGGAAAGUGCAGCCAGCCAUCUUGAGGACACCCACAAAGGAGAACACCCUCACCCCAGCCAUUUGGACGCCCUGCUGCCCAGUAGCACCUUCAGGCCAAGUGCUAUCCCAGACCUCGAUGAGGACGAGCGAAGGGAGUCAGUGGGGAGCGAGGCCCUGGUCCCUAACCCCAGAAAGACCAGUUUCAUGAUCAGGCCACCCUCUGAGAGCUUGUCCUCCUUUAGCCGCUCCACGAGCCCUUCCUUCCAUACCUCAGAGGAGUCGGACGAGUUAGGAUCCCUGCAGGGAGACAUGCCCAUGAUGCCGCCUGCCGGAGGCCGAAGGAUGUCAAUGGCAAGUAAAGAGAAGAGAUUGUUUUGUGUCUGA
This is a messenger RNA of Seriola aureovittata, 1490 nucleotides long. It is a transcript of the gene gja10a, whose product is annotated as gap junction protein alpha 10 a. Gene Ontology annotation, biological process: cell communication. The record is from RefSeq and is a predicted model, not a curated record. The transcript has a single exon. Gene Ontology annotation, cellular component: connexin complex. Lineage: Eukaryota; Metazoa; Chordata; Actinopteri; Carangiformes; Carangidae. The coding region runs from base 27 to 1490 and encodes 487 amino acids.